This is a messenger RNA of Spea bombifrons (plains spadefoot toad), 571 nucleotides long. Its product is annotated as cytochrome c oxidase subunit 5B, mitochondrial. Gene Ontology annotation, biological process: mitochondrial electron transport, cytochrome c to oxygen. The transcript is spliced from 4 exons. Bases 62 to 442 code for a protein of 126 amino acids. Lineage: Eukaryota; Metazoa; Chordata; Amphibia; Anura; Pelobatidae. Gene Ontology annotation, cellular component: mitochondrial envelope. The record is from RefSeq and is a predicted model, not a curated record.
UCGCUGCUUCCUGGGAGGGUCACAGUGUCCCUAUCCGCCGGUUGCUGAUCACUUCUCUGUCAUGGCUUCAAGGUUACUGUUCCGCAGCGCCGUUCGGGCCUUUACUAGGACCGGCACAGUACGUGCUGCUGCCCCGGUCCGCGGCAUGGCUGCAGGCGGUAUUCCAACUGAUGAAGAGCAAGCCACUGGCUUAGAGAAAGAGAUCAUGGUUGCACAGGAGCAUGGCGCUGAUCCGUACAGCGUACUGUCACCACGUCAGUAUGCAGGGACCAAGGAGGAUCCUCAUAUUGUUCCUUCUAUUAGCAACAAGAGAAUUGUGGGCUGUAUCUGUGAAGAAGACAACACUUCUGUAAUCUGGUUCUGGCUGCACCAGGGAGAAGCCCAGCGCUGCCCGUCUUGUGGAUCCCACUACAAGCUGGCUUCACACCAUCUGUCCCACUAAGUAGCAUGAACGUGCGGUCUUCUGUUUUAGUCGGGGCAACCAACCUGUCUCAGUUUACCAUUUUAUUGUGUACUGUAUCUUAAUUCCUUUUGGCCUGGGACCAUGAAUAAAAUGCAGCUGUCCAGCCUC